Messenger RNA from Xyrauchen texanus (razorback sucker), 1522 nucleotides. RefSeq names its product nucleosome assembly protein 1-like 4b (gene nap1l4b). Gene Ontology annotation, biological process: nucleosome assembly. The record is from RefSeq and is a predicted model, not a curated record. Gene Ontology annotation, molecular function: chromatin binding; histone binding. Gene Ontology annotation, cellular component: nucleus; chromatin. The transcript is spliced from 15 exons. NCBI's taxonomy places the organism in Eukaryota, Metazoa, Chordata, Actinopteri, Cypriniformes, Catostomidae. Bases 133 to 1212 code for a protein of 359 amino acids.
GCUGGGCUGUGAGGUGGGUUUGGGAUUUCACUGAGGCGGGGUGUUAUUGGACUAAUGCACUUCAGAUUUACUUCCGAGCCCGUCAGCUGAAAAUCACCCGCUGAUACAGCAGAAUUUUGAAGCUGUAUCAAGAUGGAUGGUGAAAAUGAAGCCAAAAUUAAAGCGAGCGACCAGGUGAUGCAGGACCCACAGGUAUUGGCGGUUCUUCAGGAAAAAGUAGACAGUGUCUCACACAGUGCUUCUGUCAUGGAGAGCUUACCCAAGUCUGUGAAAAGAAGAGUCGAUGCCCUAAAAAACCUUCAGGUUAACAGCACACAUAUUGAAGCCAAGUUUUACAAGGAGGUACAUGAGCUGGAGAGAAAGUAUGGCGCUCUUUAUCAGCCGUUAUUUGACAAAAGAAGAGACAUUGUCUCUGGAAAAGUGGAACCCACCGAUGAGGAGUGUGAAAGGCAGAGUGACCAUGAGGAUGAAGAAGCAUUAGCAGAAGAUUUGAAGAAGAAAGCUGCUAUAGAGGAAAAGACAGAGGAUGCUAAUGAGGAGAAACCCAAGGGAGUUCCAGAGUUCUGGCUCACCAUAUUCAGAAGUGUGGACAUGCUGAGUGAUAUGCUGCAGGAACAUGAUGAGCCAAUACUUAAACAUCUACAAGAUAUUAAAGUGAUUUUUUCUGGUCCUGAUCAGCCCAUGAGUUUUACAUUAGAGUUUCAUUUUGAACCCAAUGAAUACUUCACCAACACAGUCCUCACAAAAGUAUACAAGAUGAAGUCAGAGCCAGAUGCAGAGGAACCAUUUUCAUUCGAGGGACCAGAAAUCAUUGACUGUGAGGGGUGUGAAAUUGAUUGGCACAAAGCCAAAGAUGUGACAGUCAAAACAAUCAAGAAGAAGCAGAAGCACAAAGGCAGGGGGACUGCGAGGGUCAUCACCAAACAAGUGCCCAAUGACUCCUUUUUCAACUUUUUCAACCCUAUUAAAGUUUCGCCAGACAAAGAGUUGGAUGAGGAUUCUGAGUACACCUUAGCCACAGAUUUUGAAAUCGGUCAUUUCUUCAGGGAAAGAAUCGUGCCGAGAGCAGUUUUGUAUUUUACAGGAGAAGCUCUGGAGGAUGAUGAAAGUUUUGAGGAGGAGGAACUCGAUGAGGGUGAAGAGGAGGACCAAGAUGAGGAGGAUGAGGACGAGGAGGAGGAGGGAGAAUUAGAUUCCAAGUUACAGGCAUAAGUCAUUGUCAUCUCAUACAUUUCUAGAGUGUGGAUCCUCAGCCUCCAGAUUGCAAACAACAGUAGUUUGGACUGCUCACUCCUGCCACUGUCAAUCCCCAUCAGCUCAAUAGUGCUGUGUGUAGUCUCUGCUGAUUAUACAUACCAUCCUCACAAAACAACCCCAAUGAUGCAGUACAUUGGAAAGAAAAACGUUUUUUUCUUCAUAUAUUGCUUACUUCAAAACUCAACAGAUAUUGUUCAACAGCACUAUAAAUUGGGCAAUUCCAUGUGGUCUGCCUCAGAAUGUAUGUAUAUAUAUAUAUAUAUAU